This is a messenger RNA of Panicum virgatum (switchgrass), 1226 nucleotides long. RefSeq names its product xyloglucan endotransglucosylase/hydrolase protein 22-like. The coding region runs from base 129 to 998 and encodes 289 amino acids. Lineage: Eukaryota; Viridiplantae; Streptophyta; Magnoliopsida; Poales; Poaceae. The transcript has 2 exons. Gene Ontology annotation, biological process: xyloglucan metabolic process; cell wall biogenesis. Gene Ontology annotation, molecular function: xyloglucan:xyloglucosyl transferase activity; hydrolase activity, hydrolyzing O-glycosyl compounds. Gene Ontology annotation, cellular component: cell wall; apoplast. The record is from RefSeq and is a predicted model, not a curated record.
UGCCAUCUCCAUCCCACCAAUCUACUCGAUCAGUGACCACCUCCGAUCCUCAACCGAGCUCCCAACGCUUCCGUACUCUCGCUAGCUAGAGCAGCUGCUGCCUGCAACAAUCAGCUGAGAAGAAGAAGAUGAGGUCGUUGGCGGUCGCCGUCGCGGCGAUGGCCUGCCUGGCGGCGGUGGCGCGGGCCGGCAACUUCUACCAGGACACGGAGAUGACCUGGGGCGGCGGGCGCGGCAAGGUCGUGGACGGCGGGCGCGGGCUCGACCUCACGCUGGACCGCACCUCCGGCUCCGGGUUCCAGUCCAAGAGCGAGUACCUCUUCGGCAAGAUCGACAUGCAGAUCAAGCUGGUCCCCGGCAACUCCGCCGGCACCGUCACCACCUUCUACCUCUCGUCGCAGGGGAGCACCCACGACGAGAUCGACUUCGAGUUCCUGGGCAACGUCACCGGCGAGCCCUACACGCUGCACACCAACGUGUUCACGCAGGGGCAGGGGCAGGGCCAGCGCGAGCAGCAGUUCCGCCUCUGGUUCGACCCCACCACGGCCUACCACACCUACUCCAUCGUCUGGAACCCGCAGCACAUCAUCUUCGCGGUGGACGGCACCCCGAUCCGUGACUUCAAGAACCACGAGGCGCGCGGCGUGGCGUUCCCCAAGAGCCAGCCGAUGCGGCUGUACGCGAGCCUGUGGAACGCCGACGACUGGGCGACGCAGGGCGGGCGCGUGAAGGCGGACUGGUCCCACGCGCCGUUCGUGGCCUCCUUCCGGGGCUUCCGCGCCGACGCCUGCGUCUGGUCCGGCGGCCGGCAGCAGUGCCCCGUGGGCACCAUGGAGGCCGCCGCCGCGGGCGGCGGGCGCGGCUGGUGGAGCCAGCAGCUGAGCGACACGAGCUACCGCCGCAUGCGCUGGGUGCAGAGGAAGUUCAUGAUCUACAACUACUGCACCGACGCCAAGCGCUUCCCGCAGGGCGUCCCCACCGAGUGCCACCUCCGGUGAGCUGCUAGCGGCUGCCGCAGUGCCGUGCACGCACGAUGGUUCCUCGCCGUCCCAACCCAUCGCAUCAUGGAGAAGAAUAAGGGUCGUUUUUGCAUGAUGGGGCCGGGCGAUGUACAAUGUAAAUGGAGCAGCACGCGUAUCGCAUUCUUUGAUUUGUUUCUGUAACACCAGAUGUGCACCUGUCAUCAAGUUUCUUUCAGCAUAAUCUUCCGUCAGCGUCCUUGAUUC